Molecule: messenger RNA, 9233 nt
Organism: Monodelphis domestica (gray short-tailed opossum)
Lineage: Eukaryota; Metazoa; Chordata; Mammalia; Didelphimorphia; Didelphidae
Gene: ZMYM2
Product: zinc finger MYM-type containing 2
Molecular function (GO): zinc ion binding
Source: RefSeq, a predicted model, not a curated record
GGGCUAGCUGCUGCCGCCGCUGUCCCCCCCGAGUUAUUUGGGGGCUGCCCUCUCCUCCCGGCGAGUCCAUUCCUCGGUCCCCCGCCGUCCCUGGCGCUGCCCUGCGCGGCUCCAGAGCCUCCCGUAUUGUUUGCCUGGGUCUCUAAUGGCGGACGGGGAGGCAGCGCUGCCGGCCGCCGACUGCAGGGGGGGCCAACCCCAGGCCCGGGGCAACUGCUUGGGGCAGAUAGGACCAAGAAUCGCCUCCAACCCCUCUCUGGUGCAGCUUUGGCCAAAACUACGGAGGAGUGUCCCCCAUUGUCCUCUGGAAUGGACACAAGUUCAGUGGGAGGAUUAGAAUUGGCGGAACAGACUCCUGUUUUAUUAGGGACUACAGCCAUGGCAACUAGUCUCACAAAUGUAGGAAAUUCAUUUGGAGGUCCAACUAAUUCUUUAGUUUCUAGAUCUAAUAAGUUUCAGAACACAUCAGUAGAAGAUGAUGAUGAUGUUGUUUUUAUUGAACCUAUACAACCCCCACCAACUGCUGCCCCAGUGGUAUCUGAUCAAAGAAACAUCACAUUUACAUCAUCAAAAAAUGAAGAGCAACAAGGAAAUGAUUCUAAGCUUUCUUCCUCAAAAGAUUUGACUUCUCAGAAGGGAAGUAUAAGUGAGACAAUUAUCAUUGAUGAUGAAGAGGACAUUGAGACAAAUCAAGGGCAAGAGAAAAAUGCUUCCAGUUUUAUUGAACGGAGACUUCCUGAGACUAAAAACAGAACCAAUGAUUUGGAUUUCUCAGCUUCCAGUUUUUCAAGAAGUAAGGUAAAUGCAGGAAUGGGUAAUAGUGGUAUCACCACAGAACCAGACUCUGAAAUUCAGAUUGCUAAUGUUACUACAUUAGAAACAGGUAUAAGCUCAGUGAAUGAUGGCCAAUUAGAAAAUACUGAUGGGCGUGAUAUGAACUUAAUGAUUACACAUGUAACAUCACUGCAGAAUACCAACUUGGGAGAUGUCUCUAACGGACUGCAGUCAAGUAAUUUUGGUGUUAAUAUACAAACAUACACCCCAUCUUUAACUUCACAGACCAAGACUGGAGUAGGACCUUUUAAUCCUGGUAGAAUGAAUGUGGCAGGAGACGUUUUUCAGAAUGGAGAAUCUGCAACUCAUCAUAAUCCUGAUUCCUGGAUCUCUCAGUCAGCUUCAUUUCCCCGAAACCAGAAGCAACCUGGGGUGGAUUCUUUGUCACCAGUGGCCUCACUUCCUAAGCAGAUUUUCCAACCUCCUUCACAACAGCAACCUACAAAGCCAGUUAAAGUUACUUGUGCAAACUGCAAAAAACCUUUGCAGAAAGGACAGACUGCUUAUCAACGAAAAGGAUCUGCUCAUCUAUUUUGUUCUACUUCUUGUCUUUCCUCUUUCUCACACAAGCCUGCUCCAAAGAAACUCUGCGUCAUGUGCAAAAAAGAUAUAACAACAAUGAAAGGUACCAUUGUUGCUCAAGUGGAUUCAAGUGAAUCCUUCCAGGAAUUCUGUAGUACUUCAUGCUUAUCACUCUAUGAAGACAAACAGAAUCCUUCAAAAGGACUCUUAAAUAAAUCAAGAUGUACAAUCUGUGGCAAACUAACAGAGAUUCGCCAUGAAGUAAGCUUUAAAAACAUGACGCAUAAGCUCUGUAGUGACCACUGCUUUAAUAGAUAUAGAAUGGCAAAUGGCUUAAUAAUGAAUUGCUGUGAACAGUGUGGCGAGUACUUGCCUAGCAAAGGUGCUGGCAACAAUGUCCUUAUCAUUGAUGGCCAGCAGAAAAGAUUUUGCUGCCAAAGCUGUGUCAGCGAAUACAAACAGGUAGGUAGUCACCCCAGCUUCUUGAAGGAGGUUAGAGAACACAUGCAGGACUCCUUUCUGAUGCAGUCAGAGAAAUACGGCAAAUUGACAGCUUGUACUGGUUGUAGAACUCAGUGCCGGUUUUUUGAUAUGACUCAGUGUAUAGGUCCCAAUGGAUAUAUGGAACCAUACUGUUCAACUGCUUGCAUGAACACGUACAAGACAAAAUAUGCAAAAUCACCAAGUGUGGGAAUCAUUUGUCACUUUUGUAAGCGAAAUUCUUUACCUCAGUAUCAAGCCACAAUGCCUGAUGGAAAACUGUACAACUUUUGCAAUUCCAGUUGUGUAGCUAAAUUUCAGACUCUUAGUAUGCAAUCAUCCCCAAACGGUCAGUUUGCAGCACCAAGUGAUAUUCAGUUGAAGUGCAGUUAUUGCAAAAAUUCCUUUUGUUCCAAACCUGAGAUUCUGGAAUGGGAGAACAAAGUAUAUCAGUUCUGCAGCAAAACAUGUUCAGAUGACUAUAAAAAGUUGCAUUGCAUUGUUACAUAUUGUGAAUACUGCCAAGAGGAGAAGACCUUGCAUGAAACAGUAAAUUUUUCUGGAGUAAAGAGGCCAUUCUGUAGUGAAGGCUGCAAACUACUUUAUAAACAAGAUUUUGCAAGACGUUUAGGAUUGAGAUGUGUUACUUGCAAUUAUUGUUCCCAGCUUUGUAAAAAGGGAGCAACUAAAGAACUUGAUGGUGUGGUGAGAGAUUUCUGCAGUGAAGAGUGCUGUAAAAAAUUUCAAGAUUGGUAUUAUAAGGCUGCAAGGUGUGACUGUUGUAAAUCACAAGGAACUCUUAAAGAACGUGUGCAGUGGCGUGGGGAAAUGAAGCAUUUCUGUGAUCAGCACUGCCUAUUGCGCUUCUACUGUCAGCAAAAUGAACCUAACAUGGCAACCCAAAAAGGACCUGAAAACUUACAUUAUGACCAGGGGUGCCAGACUCCACGGACAAAAGUGAUGAGUUCUGCACCACCUCCUUCUCCUACACCUAACAAAGAGAUGAAGAACAAAGCAGUUCUUUGUAAACCUUUGACAAUGACAAAGGCCACAUAUUGUAAACCUCACAUGCAAACAAAAUCUUGUCAGACAGAAGACAGUUGUAAGACAGAAUAUGUUCCAGUUCCUAUCCCUGUACCUGUUUAUAUCCCAGUGCCCAUGCAUAUGUACAGUCAGAACAUUCCUGUUCCUACAACUGUUCCUGUUCCAGUACCAAUACCUGUAUUUUUGCCUACUCCAUCUGAGAGUAAUGAGAAAAUUCCUGUAACAACUCCUGUAGUAACUGAAGAGUUAGAGAGUAAAGUAUGUUCAGAUCCCCUUGGUAGUGAGCUGCUUACAAUGACAGCAGAUAUGAUGGCUGAGGAGGAAGAAAAAACCGAAGCUACUGAAAUUAACAGUGUAAUUCUUGAAACAGAUGUAAUAGUAGAUACAGAUGCCAUGAAGAAUUCUGACACAGAAACACAAGCAAGUAUGCCUGAUGUUCCAUAUGAACCAGACCUUGACAUUGAAAUUGAUUUUCCUAGAGCUGCUGAGGAGCUUGAUAUGGAAAAUGAAUUUCUAUUACCACCUGUCUUUGGGGAAGAAUAUGAAGAGCAGCCCCGACCUCGAUCUAAAAAGAAGGGAGCAAAGAGAAAAGCUGUAUCUGGAUACCAGUCACAUGAUGAUAGUUCUGACAAUUCAGAGUGCAGCUUUCCCUUUAAAUAUACAUAUGGUGUAAAUGCAUGGAAACACUGGGUUAAAACUAGGCAACUUGAUGAAGACCUACUAGUAUCAGAUGAACUAAAAUCCACUAAGUCAGUAAAGUUAAAAGAGGAUCUACUAUCUCACACUACAGCUGAACUUAAUUAUGGCUUAGCCCAUUUUGUAAAAGAAAUUCGAAGGCCAAAUGGAGAGAACUAUGCACCUGACAGCAUCUAUUAUCUUUGCCUUGGCAUCCAAGAGUACUUGUGUGGUAGUAAUCGAAAAGACAACAUAUUUAUUGAUCCAGGUUAUCAAACAUUUGAACAAGAAUUAAGCAAAAUUCUUAGAAGUUGGCAACCAAGUAUACUUCCAGAUGGGUCAAUUUUUUCUCGUGUUGAAGAAGAUUAUCUCUGGAGGAUUAAACAGCUAGGAUCUCACUCUCCAGUGGCUCUUCUGAAUACACUGUUCUACUUUAACACUAAAUAUUUUGGCCUGAAAACAGUGGAGCAACAUUUAAGACUUUCCUUUGGCACUGUGUUUAGGCAAUGGAAAAAAAAUUCUGUAACAAUGGAAAACAAAGCAUGUCUUCGAUACCAAGUGUCUUCCUUGUGUGGAGCUGAUAGUGAAGAUAAAAUUACUACUGGAAAGAGAAAACAUGAAGAUGAUGAGCCAGUAUUUGAACAAAUUGAAAACACAGCCAAUCCUUCUAGAUGUCCUGUGAAAAUGUAUGAAUGCUACUUAUCAAAAAGUCCACAGAAUCUUAAUCAAAGAACGGAUGUUUUUUAUUUACAACCAGAAUGUUCGAGUUCAACAGAUAGUCCUGUUUGGUACACUUCUAAUUCACUGGACCGAAACACAUUGGAAAAUAUGCUUGUACGGGUUCUUUUAGUAAAAGAUAUUUAUGAUAAAGACAAUUCUGAACUGGAUGAAGACACGGAUUAAAAUAAACUUUUCAAAAGCAGUUGGUAUAAAACAGCAUUAGAUAGUCAUGCUGCUAGAUCUUUAUUAUGGAAAACAUUUCAAGUUUACUCCUUCUGUUUUGAGUUUUGUAGCAGUGUACCCACACUGGGUAUUACCAUGUAAAUAAUCUGUGAGUGAAAGUUGCCAUUAUUCUAUGUAGUGGUUUUAGGAUACUUAACAAACACAUUCAAAUUCAUUUUUUUUUAUUAUUUAUUUGAUUAGGUAUGUUUGUAACUUUUUACAUUACAAAAUAUGAAUGAGAAUGUGCCAUGUGUAAUUUCUUUUCUUGUAGUAAGAAACAUCCAUAUUGCACAACUCCACUGUCGCCACACUUCCUUGGAAGAGGGGGGUACUCCUUUACUGGGUUCUUGACCCCGAUGGUUGUGUAUGGGUUAGCACUACUAAAGUUUAGAACUUGCAGUGUCUUUCAGAAUUUUUAAAUAAACUGUAAACUUAAUAGUUUUUUUUUUUAACUUUUUAGUUUCUGAAGCCUUACAGGGCUAUGUAGAGAGAGAUUCCAUCUUCUGUACCAAAAAUAGACAAAAGAAUGCUGUCAAUAUUGGUGUACUGUAAUGUGAAUCUAUACUGGUGAAAACAACUCUUUUGUUCCCCUCAUUAAAACCUUAGUGUCCUUUCCUCAUUUGUGACUUUCUGCAUCGCCCCAAUAAAUAAAAUAUAUACAUUGACUAUAAGUUUAAAGCACAUACUCAUCAAGACAUUUACUUUGUUAAAAAUGUCUGAUGAAAUUGCUAUAAUUGUCUUUUCUGUUUUCACUAGCCAACCAUGAGUACCCGAAUAUACUUAGCAUUCUAUUGUAGGGUUAUUUUUUUGCCCAUAGUAAAUGGACCACAAUGCAGUAUUAUCUGAAAUAACAAUCUCGAGUUCAUUUAUCUACACCCCAAAAAUAACCAAUGAGAUCUUGGAUAGUUAUUUUAAGGAAUACAACUUCAGAAGCAGUAGUUAAUGGAAACUGAACUCGUGUAAAUAAGAUGGUUUCAAAUUUUUACUACAAAAAUUUCCAGUGUGUUAAAUCUGAUACUUUGGAUGCUUAAUGUUAGUACAAGUCAUUAGUGUCUAGAAUUCAAAUAUUUAAUAGAGAACAAAGAAAGAAAGUAAUGAUUAAGGUGUAUCUCAGUGGGAAUCAUAUCUGCUGUUAGAUUCUUUUAAAAUUCAAAUUACUUCUUAUAGAAGAUUGCAUUAAGACUUUGUGCUUCUGCGUAGCAAUUUAUACUUUUAAGAGCCUUUCUUUGAAGAGAAGAAAGUUCACCUAAAAUUGUACUUUUCCAGGAUACUGAGAAAAAUGUUAGUUGCAGGUCAUUAGUAUGAAAAACAAGGCUAAUUUUGUAGCAUGUGUGUGGUAAUCUUUACAAUUAAUGAAACAUGAUAAGUAGUGUAGAUUAUUAUUGGUGGGAAAAUCAAGCUUAUUCUCCAAGAUGCCCAAGAAAUUACAACUAUAUUCCUAGGAUAUUCUGCCCAAUUUUGUCAGAAAAAUAUUUAGUACACCUAACAUCAGUUAGCAAAAACGUUCAUAGAUACAAUGAUAAUAUAUGCUUCAAGCAUUAAUUAUUUGAAUUGUUUUGGGCAUAUGAAAAUUACUUUGUAAUGCUCCAUGUCCUUGAGAUUUUUAAUAAGUCUCAAUAACUUUUCUAUUCCUUAAUGUAUUUUAUAUUUGUUGGUUUAAAAAAAAUCAGGUUGCCAGUAGCAACUCAUGAUACUGGUUAUCUAAAAUAGAUCACUACUUUUCUAUUUAGCUUGAUUAAACAGGUCCAAAUUUAUAAUUUUUAAGUGUCUCAAUCUUUUCCCAUUUUCCAGAAUGCUAAUCAUAAUCAGGUUUUUUCAAAAACUUAUGUUUUAGCUACAUAUUGAUGACAUUAGAAAGUAGUUGAUAAAAAUAUUCUUUUAUUCCACAUAAUGGUGCUAAUAAUCUAUCAAGGGCAAUAAUGCUUUUUCCAGAUGUCAUCUAACAUGUAGUUAACCAAGUAUAAAUAACUAGCAUAUCAAAGAAGGCUCUGCCUUACUGAUAAUUUACUUUAACCCUUGUCUCAAAAUCUUAAUAAUGAUUCAAAUACCUAUUUUCUGAAUUAGCAAUAUAAUUUCAGACCUUGACUCAAUUCAGGAUUUAAAUUCUAAACUUAUUUUAGCCCAGCAUUUGUUUGGUUCAUUUUCCAAAAUUAACUCAUUGUAAUAUGAAAGGUUUACUACUAGUCUGAGGCUCUUCCUUCUUCCCAAUCUCAUUUCCAUUCAUUCCUGGAUUGUUGUUUUUGUAGUUUUAGAUGCCAGUGGGGACAUAGUUCUCUAUUGUUCCUUGGUGAUUUUUGAAUGUAGGGUCUAGUAAAUGUAACUUUGCAUUGUCUUUAAUAUGCUGGGCUGUGAGAGCUGCUAGGUUUUUCUUUAUGUUGGGGAUGGGAUGGGGAACUUGUUAAAAAGAAUAUAUUUUGCCAUUAUUGAGUACCAGGUUAUCCUCUCCAUAUUACAUUAACGGUUUCCUUAGAUAACUGAAGUCUCCGUAACUCAUUGCUUUUAAGUUUAAAAAAAACAAAACAAAACAAAAAAACAGAAGUCAGGCAGAUACUAUAAAGGGGUUGGUUUGGUAAGGUAAGAAGUUUAAUAUCUUUUUCACUAUAAUAAUACUCAUAUUUAAAUAGUUUUUUAUCUGUAAGUUGCAAGACCUAAUGGUUUCCUUUUAUUAAAAAGUUGUUACUAAUUUACUUGGUGUUAAAUGGUGAAAUUCUGGAAUGGGAAGAAGAUGCAUAUUGUAUUGUGCAUUUGGAUGUUUUCAGUAUUUUGCUGGCAAUUACUGGGAUUGGAUUUUUAGAAGUUUAUAUAGCAUUAAAAAAAAUAAAUAGAAAAGCUAUUCCCAAAUUGAGAAAGUUUAGAUUAUUUUAUUUAUCAAUGCACUGGGCCUAGUUCAAGUUUUUUUUUUUUUAAUCACUGUCUAAAACUUAAAAGCAUUUAUUAAGGUAGAUAAAUUUCUUUAUCUAAAGUAUUGUUACAAGUAUGUCUAUUAACUCCUGCUUCCAGUAAGUCAGCAUUGCCCAUGAGGCAUUCCCUUUCAUCCUUAAGUAUAUAAACAUUUUGAAAACAAGCAUGAACUUUUUUUGGUUUUGUUUUCAAGAAUCAAUUUCCCUCCCUUAAUUAAAAUUUUCAUCCUGAAUUUUUCACUUAAUACUCUUGUCCUUUUGUUUCCUAGAUGAUUCUUUAUAUUUCACCAUCUCUCUCUUUCAUUGUUCUUUUGCUCUCAAUGAAAACCUAAAAAAGAGGUAAGAGAGAUGAAAUUUUAAUAGUAUUAAAGCUUUCAUUUUUCUCCUUUAAUUCCUAGCAAUGACCUUCUUUUUUAAACUCUUAAGCUGUCGCAAACAACCAAUACACAAAGAAGUGGAACCUACCAGCUUUUCUUAGCUUCUUGUUAAGAUACAUGUCCCAUCACAUACAAAUUUUUAAAUGUUGAUCAUUAUGAUGCCUAAAUAUUUAAAAUCUACCUCUCAAAAUCAUAAACACAAGAAUUGGCUUAUAGUACCUUAAUGCUGAGCGAAUUUAUUAAAGAAAGACUCCUACUAGCUUCUAUAUCAGUUGGUAUUCAAAAAGGUCCAAGAAUAUCAGCUCUGGCUAUAUAAAGUAUGUCCUGAAGAUGUCUGUAUGUCUAGUUCCUUAGUAAAGUAUUCUAUACUAUCUAAAAUAAUUCUUGAAAUCAAUUUUUGAGGGGAAACUUGACCAAAGAAAAUGUUUAUCAUGUAGGUAAUAAGAUAAUAAUAAGAUGGGACCCAGGAGAAUAGCAAGAUAUAAUAAUGAAAAACAAAUUUUGUCCUCUGGAUUUGUAUUCAGAUUUCAGUUCCUACUCAUUGUGGAUAUUGAAAAACUUAAAUCUUAGAUAUAUAGGCAGUUAACCCUUUUGGGUGAAAUCAAGUUGAUUCAUGACAUUUUUAUUAAAUGAUAAUUGCUGGUUACUCCUAUUGGAAGAUAUCAGAUUUACAACAACUUUUUAAAGUGAUUUGUGAAACUGCACAUAAGAUAUUGUUCCUACACAAAAAAAAAUCCUUGUGGUUUUAAUAUAAAUUUAUUUUAUUUGGAUAUUAGAAGUAUAUUUCCAAAAAUACCACCGACCUUUUAAUUCUUUCAAAUAAAUAUGUAUAGGAGCUAAUUUUGAAGUAUCUGUAUGGAAUAUUCUUAAAUACAAGUAAAUCCAAAACAUGGAAACUCACUAACAGUUGUUUUAUCAGUAAACAUUUAUUAAACAUGCCCAAUAUAUCACUAGCAUCUUGCAGGACUAAGGAAAGAAGAAACCUGGAAAAGAGUAGAACUUUCUAAUAUGGGAACUUCAUUUUAUACUAGAAUUGAGCAGGCUUUCUCUCUGCCCUCCCAGCCAUUAAAAAUGCUGUUAUGUUACUAAUUUUACUCUUUUCAAAAAAUGGUCUGGUUCUAAUAGUGGUGCCAAUUGGCCUCAAUCCAGUAGGAAUCAUUAAAAAAAUAAGACAUGGAAGGGUACACAAGAGGUUUGUGACCCAAAAAAGGUAGCUCUUCAUGCCUAGAGACUGUUUAAUAGAUUUAUGGUAGGUAGUGCAAUUUCUUGCUAAUCUAGGGUUUCCUCUUCUUACUCCAACUUUUUUUAAAAUACCCUGGAACAUCUAAACUACAUAGAGGGUUUUGUUUCUAUUGGAAAUUUCUCAGUAUGCAAAUGGAAAAUUGGGGUCAAUGUAAAUGUCUUGGACAACUUUUCAGGGACACUUAUUUUGUAAAUAAAGUAAUAGCUGUUAUUUUGA